AUGAGUUUAAUUCUAAAACACGAACAACACAGAUUCGAAGAUUAUUCGGGCGACGGUAUCUUUUCUUCAUUAUUUUCUCUAAGUAAAACAAUAAUUCCAAAAGUAGCUAGCUUUGUUUCAAAUAACAAAUCACUUCUUUCAACCGGAGCUAAAGCCGUCGGCUCAAUCGCGCAAGCGGGAAAGAGUAUAGGCGACGCAGUGAAACAAUCUGACGAAUUGAAAGAAUUACAACUAAUAAGAGAUCUGCGAAACAUUAUAGUCGCUCACGCUCCAAAAACUUAUUUCGGUUCAGGAGAUAUACAAAAAUCAUUGGGUUCUCUUCCUGGAUUUCCAAGGGCGAAAUAUCCGGGAUAUAAACAUCUUCCGGGUCAUAAUUACACCAGUCCAGGCACUAGGUUAGAUCUGCGAUUAGACGAAAACGAUAAACCCAAACCAGGGGAAGAACCAGUCAAUAGAGUUGACGCCGCUGCGCUUAAACAUGAUAUUUUAUACAGAAAUAAAGACAUAAACUUCAGACACGAAGCAGACAGACAAAUGAUAAUCGAACUUGAAACUAUUCCAAAUCCUGCUUUCAAAGAGAGAAUGCAAAGAGCAUUCAUCAUUAAACUGUUAAAAGCAAAGAUGAAAUUAGGCAUGGGAUUAGCGGAUGAAAUUCACAAAGAAAAACUAAAAACUUUUUAA
This is a messenger RNA of Lottia gigantea (owl limpet), 681 nucleotides long. RefSeq lists its product as hypothetical. The record is from RefSeq and is a predicted model, not a curated record. Lineage: Eukaryota; Metazoa; Mollusca; Gastropoda; Lottiidae. The transcript has a single exon. Gene Ontology annotation, molecular function: A2-type glycerophospholipase activity; structural molecule activity. Gene Ontology annotation, biological process: arachidonate secretion; phospholipid metabolic process. Bases 1 to 681 code for a protein of 226 amino acids.